This is a messenger RNA of Callorhinchus milii (elephant shark), 2385 nucleotides long. RefSeq names its product tpd52 like 1. The transcript is spliced from 8 exons. Gene Ontology annotation, biological process: positive regulation of MAP kinase activity; positive regulation of apoptotic signaling pathway. Gene Ontology annotation, cellular component: cytoplasm. Bases 64 to 711 code for a protein of 215 amino acids. NCBI's taxonomy places the organism in Eukaryota, Metazoa, Chordata, Chondrichthyes, Chimaeriformes, Callorhinchidae. The record is from RefSeq and is a predicted model, not a curated record.
GGGGGCGCUGUGCACACAGAGAGACAGACCUCCGGGAGUGGGGGAGGGUCUGAGUGCGGAGCUAUGUUGAGGCUGCGAGGAGCUGAGAGGAGUAGGAACAUGGAACCCGCGGACAGAGAGACUAGACGCUUUAGUGAUGCAGGUGACCCAGGCACUGUUAUUGAUCUUAACCCACUCUCGGAAGAAGAAAAAGAAGAACUGAGCAUGGAGAUGGCCAAGCUUGAAGAUGAAAUUUCCACAUUGCGCCAAGUGUUGGUUGCCAAGGAGAAACACCUAGUUGAUAUAAAGCAGAAGAUGGGCAUCACUCCACUGAAUGAAUUCAAACACAAUUUAAGCAAAAGCUGGCAUGAUGUGCAAACUUCCAUGACGUACAAAAAGACACAGGAAACUCUUACUAAUGCAGGACAGAAAGCGACAACAGCUCUAAGUAAUGUAAGCUCUGCCUUUAGCAAGAAGCUAGGAGAGAUGAACUUGUAUUACUUCAACCUACUGGUCCCACAAAGAAGGGCACAAUCCAUUGGAAAUUCUCCUACAUUCAAAUCCUUUGAGGAGCGGGUGGAAACUACAGUCACCAGUCUGAAGUCCAGGGUUGGAGUGCCCGUCCACAGCGGUGGGAGUUUUGAAGAUGUUCUGAAUUCUACUGCUAAUGCCAGUCUCCAACAACCUGCACCAGGAAACCGGCUGAAUGAGGAGUCCAUGAAUCUCAAAUAACUUAACCAGAUUUAGAGAUUCAACAUGAAAACCUUGAUUGAUUUUAUUUAAAAUUUCACUACAUCUACCUACGCCCAGGUAGACUGACAACCUGAAUGCUAAGAGUUGGCAUUAUGGCCUCUCCAAUCCUAAAACCAAAAGAAGAAAGGGCGGAUAGCUGCAUCUUUCUCAUAGCAAAUUAUUUUCCACACUAUGUUCUUUGGUGUAUCUUUUGUGAUGGUGCAUAUUAUUCAGAGCUCCAUUUGCAUCAAAGAAAACUUGUACAGUUUGGCAAUGAUUUACUGCAUUCUUAUGUUUCUGGACCAAAACCAGUUUGUAUUUUUAAAAUGUUUUAAAAGCCACUGUUCUGAGGAUGUAUAACUACUGGCUGUUAAUUAAUUUAAUAUAUUGUAUUGUUUGUGUUUUUGUCUAAAAAUUGUUGCUACACAUCAAUCUAUUUCAUUUAUAUUCACCUUAAACUUUUAAAAACUGCAUGUAAAUACACUACAGAUUAGGAUUAUUUCUUCGAACCCAAUCUAUUUACAACUUGCCUGCAGUGAUGGAAUGCUAUAAAACAAACUCCUUUGCAGUAAAAUUAAAUAAUUGCACUUUUUUUAAAAUGGGCCGAGUGCCAUGAAAGAAUAACCUCUUGGGGCUUUGUUGCACUACCUGACUCUUCCAGUAAGGUGACAUUCCAAGAUGCAGGGGAAAAAGUUCAGAAUGUAUGAUUUCUUUUACCAAAACAUUGGAGAUGUUCUGACAAGUAUAUAUUUAUUAUAAAACAUUUAUGAGGUUUUUUUUNGGAGGGUGUAGUUAUGCACUGCUUUAUAUGCUAGCAAUGUGGCGCAUCUCAGGAUGGGCAGUUUGGAGGUGGGCUUAUUUGGAAGCGAAAGUCUUUGAACGAGCUGUUGGUAAUGACCCUAACUACUUUGUGAAUGAGUCCAUGUUCUGUUUGUCUUUGUGCUUUUCUCUCCUUCGAUUCCUGUUUGUCUCCGUCGUCCCCAUUUCACUGUGGGCUUUAUUUGUAUGUCACUCUUUCUAGUACUCUCUGUAACACUCACUUGUUGCUUUCCACCUGAACAACUUGGAUUUAUAUAGAAUCCUUUAAAUACAGUAAUGUGUCAAGAGCAUGUUAUAGAGUGUGCUGAACACUGAUCGGGAGUGAGCCACUCUCACUUUUCCUCUCCUUGGUCCUCCUUCCCUUUCACUGAGACUCUUUCUGUUUCUCUUACAUCUCUUAGUAUGUAAUUCACUCUUCUCAUGAACAUUCUUUUGUCCUUUCCUUUAUCUAUUACCUCACCCACUCGCACUCUUACACUGUCUCUCGUACAUUCGUCCCUUGUGCUCACUCGGGAUUCUCUGUAUGUGUGCCGGCGUCCAUGGGAACCAUUUUUCGCUCAAACUAGACUUUAUACAUGUGCAAAAGAAGAAUUGGAGUGGCUAGACGUUGAGGUGCUGAAAAUGAAAAUGGCAGGUGCUGUAGUUCUAAAGUUGUAAACCGGAUUGUAAGGUAGGAGCAUGUUAAAGAUGCUUGUGCUUAACUUCAUUUCCUGGGCAGGAAGUAACAUCAAGGUAGGCAUCUUGACCAUCCUUACAACAUGGUCCCUUGAUGUCUGUUCAUAUCUGUGAAAUGUACACCACACAAGGCAGGGCGAAACCUUGGGCAAAUUUCCUUAUUCUACACGCCUAAUAAUA